CUACCAUCUUCUAUUAAUAAAUGUUCAGAAGAGCCUCAUCAAGACUCUUGUCUAGGAAUGGCCUCAUUGGCUCAACCGCUGCAUUCGGUUUAUCCAGUUAUGCCUACUUAAACGCGCAAAAGGAAUCUAUCAGCAUGGACGACUCAGUUGAUCGUCGCCCAUCUGCACUCUGGACACCACCUACACGUGAUCAGAUGCUCGCAAAGUUAGGUGCCACUAACUCUGCCGAAAAGGAAGAACUUUGGGACUUGCUUAUCGUCGGUGGUGGUGCCACAGGUGCCGGUGUCGCAGUAGAUGCUGCUACUAGAGGCUACAAGACCGCACUCGUCGAACGUGACGAUUUCUCAUCUGGUACUUCAUCAAAAUCCACAAAGUUGGUUCACGGUGGUGUCAGAUACCUCCAAAAAGCUAUCCUUGAACUCGAUUACGAGCAAUGGAAACUCGUCCGUGAAGCCCUUCACGAACGUAAGACAUUCUUGGAUAUCGCUCCUUACCUCUCACAACCUCUUCCAAUUAUGUUGCCAGUCUACACUUGGUGGCAACUUCCUUACUUCUUCAUCGGUUGUAAGGUCUACGAUUUCCUUGCCGGAUCACAAAACAUGGAAUCUUCAUACGCCAUGUUCAAGGGCAAGACAGUUGAAUCAUUCCCAAUGCUUAAGUCAGACGGUCUCGUUGGAUCAGUUGUUUACUACGAUGGUCAACACAACGAUGCACGUAUGAACAUGGCUUUGAUCAUGACUGCUGUACACCACGGUGCCACAGUUGCAAACCACACUGAAGUCGUCAGCCUUUCAAAGGAUGCAAACGGCAAGAUUGAAGGUGCUAGACUGAGAGACAACAUCCACAAGACUGAAUGGGAUGUUAAGGCCAAGGGUGUCAUCAACGCAACUGGUCCAUUCUCAGAUGGUAUCCGUAAAUUCGAUGAACCACAAACUCAAGAAAUUGUUGCACCAUCAUCAGGUGUUCACAUUACCCUUCCAUCAUACUACUGUUCCCCAGAGCUCGGUUUGAUUGAUCCAAACACAUCUGACGGUCGUGUCAUUUUCUUCUUGCCAUGGUUAGGAAAUGUCAUCGCUGGUACAACCGACUCACCAUCAAAGGUUGAGCGUAACCCAGCACCAAAGGAAGAGGAAAUCCAAUGGAUUAUCGAUGAAGUCCGUAGAUACCUCUCACCAGACCUUAAGGUCCGUCGUGGUGAUGUUCUCUCCGCAUGGUCAGGACUUAGACCACUCGUUCGUGAUCCAGCAGCAAAGAACACUCAAUCACUUGUCAGAAACCACAUGAUUAACAUCUCAAAGGCUGGUCUUUUGACUAUCGCAGGUGGUAAAUGGACUACCUACCGUGCGAUGGCCGAAGAAACAGUUGACGCCGCUAUCAAGGAAUUCGGUCUUGAACCAAGAAAAUGCCAAACCACCAAGGUCAAGCUUGUAGGAUCACAUGGCUGGACUCCUAUGAUGUUCAUCAAGCUUAUCCAACAAUUCGGUUUGGAAACUGAUGUUGCUAAGCACUUGUCUGCUACAUACGGUUCAUUAGCAUGGAACGUUGCUGCUAUGACUGAAGCAACUGGAUUGAGAUGGCCAAUUCACGGUACAAGACUCGCCACCACAUACCCAUUCCUUGAAUCUGAAGUUAGAUACGCUUGUCGCUCAGAAUACGCUCAAACCUCAACUGAUGUUAUUGCACGUAGAACUAGACUUUCAUUCUUGAAUGCUCAAGCAUCACUUGAAGCACUUCCAAGAGUCGUUGACAUUAUGGCAGAAGAAUUAGGUUGGGAUCUUAGCCGUAAGCAACAAGAAUUCGAUGAGGGUAAGGAAUACCUCAUGACCAUGGGUCUUCCACCAACCAAGCAAAACCUUUCAUUGGGUGAUGUCAGAAGUGGUAAGGUUGUUGACAGAGAAUCUAAGGAAAUUGAAGAUGCUGUCUUCGCCAGAGCACAAUUCUCACCAUCUGAAUUGGAGACACUUAAGGACAAAUUCGCUGCAUUGGAUGUUGAUCAUGAUGGAUCAAUUACACGUGAAGACCUUGGCAAAUCACUUCACAACCUUGGUUAUGAGAAUGUUUCAGAGCAAGCUAUCACUGAUGUCCUUAGAGACACUCAACACAGAGAUGGUGUCAACUUCACCGAGUUCCUCGAUCUCGCAUCAGGUCUUAAGGAAGUUUCCCUCAGUAACGCUUUCACAUCAAUCAUUUCACAAGUUCCAGCUUCAUUGCAAGAACACGUAGCACAAACCCACCUCGGAGGUCCUGAAGGACCAAACCCAGUUGGACAUGGUGCUGCAGCAGAUGCUAACAGCCCAGCAGCUGCAAGUGGUGGUGGUGUUUAAACUGCUAUGUUGACGUAAAAAAUCUGAACAAUUCUUUAAUUUAGAUAGUUGAUUGACUCAAAAUUUGUUAUUCUUAAUGCACAUUGAUUU
Messenger RNA from Wallemia mellicola CBS 633.66, 2414 nucleotides. RefSeq names its product putative glycerol-3-phosphate dehydrogenase. Bases 21 to 2324 code for a protein of 767 amino acids. Gene Ontology annotation, biological process: glycerol-3-phosphate metabolic process. The transcript is spliced from 3 exons. The record is from RefSeq and is a predicted model, not a curated record. Gene Ontology annotation, cellular component: mitochondrion; glycerol-3-phosphate dehydrogenase (FAD) complex. Lineage: Eukaryota; Fungi; Basidiomycota; Wallemiomycetes; Wallemiales; Wallemiaceae. Gene Ontology annotation, molecular function: calcium ion binding; glycerol-3-phosphate dehydrogenase (quinone) activity.